Mercenaria mercenaria is the source of this 2283-nucleotide messenger RNA. RefSeq names its product zinc finger protein 883-like. Lineage: Eukaryota; Metazoa; Mollusca; Bivalvia; Venerida; Veneridae. The transcript is spliced from 2 exons. The record is from RefSeq and is a predicted model, not a curated record. Bases 33 to 1943 code for a protein of 636 amino acids.
UGAAUUUUGCCAUUUGUACUCGAGAAAAAAAAAUGAAGAAAUAUACGUGCGGAGGAUGUUUGUUUGCUUGUGACAGUGUUUUAGAUCUUCAUCUCCACUUACUACAGCAUCCAGGGGGAGGGAGCUACUUAUACAGGAAUGAUCUAAGAACAGCUUUCCCUAAGCAGUCCAUUGUGAGUUGUGGCACUCAGACACUUUCUUCCAACACAGUAUCUAAAGAAGUGCAGACAUAUGAUCUAUCUGUAAUAAAUGAAUCUGAAAUUAAAGAAGAAGAAGUUGUUGUACCAGAUGAAACUAUAGUUAAAGCGGAAGUUGAUACUGACGACUUGACAGAUACCAAUCAUUUGGAGAAUUACACGCAUGUUGACAGCCUUGUAAUAAAUCAUAUUCAAGAUUUAGAAAUCGAAUACGAACACACAGAUAAAGAUGUAUCACUGCCAAGUGUCAGUAAUGAAUUAAGCGAUAGUAUUUAUAUUGAAAAACUACAUUCGCUUUGUGAUAAAUCAGUCAGCGAUGUUGCCAUCACAAAAUACCUCUUGCAGCCUAAUAAAGGCUUUGAUGUACAUACGGACACAUCAGUCAAUGAUGGUAGUUACCAAUUUGUAGGUGACAAGAAGAGAAGAUCAAAACGAAUAAAAUGCAAACAAAUGUCUAUAGAUGAUACUGCAAACAAAGACACAAUGCUUAAUAUUGAUAGGGAAACAAAUGGAAUUAAGAUAAGAGUUAAAAGCAAAACUUACCAAACAAAUUCUGUCUUUGAUGAGUCUACAGACACGUGGCUAAAUAGUGGGAAUGACAUGUCAGAAGAUAAGUCAAAGGAAAGUGUUGACAUGGAGAAAAGCGAACUAAAAAACUGUAAUAAUCUGUUAAAAGGAAAUACUGGAAGGAAGUUUCCACUACUUAACUCUCAGUUAGCGUGCCGUAUUUGUGAAAAAGCUUUUUCUAACAGAGCAAGCUGGGAAAUGCAUAUUGAAGAUAAACAUUAUCAUGAAUAUGAUUUACAGUGUGGGAGUUGUUUCCUACCUUUUGCAAGUGAAAAAGAAACUUCCUCUCACAAUUGCAGCAUGUCAUUUGUAUUGACACACAGUUGUCUCAUCUGCAAAGGUAAAAAAGAAUACAGACACAAAUCAAGUCUUAAAAUGCAUAUAAAACGUGAGCAUGAUAAUAUUUUCCCGUUGAAAUGUGAAAUAUGCUACAAACUAUUGGUGUCAGAGUUGGAGCAAAGACAACACGGAGCUGAACACGACCCAUCAUCAAAGAGUUGUAAAUUGUGUAACAAAAGUUUUAAAAUGUUAGUUAAUUUGGAUGAUCAUGUGCUGAAGCAUGAUGGAAUAUUAAGAUACCGUUGUCACUUAUGUGAUAAAUCUUUGCAGUACAAAUAUUCUUUAUCACUGCAUCUCGCUACGAAACAUGGAGUUGGUGUAGAACAGUGUAUCUGUGAAAACUGUGGACGUUCGUUUCUACAUCCAGACCUUUUAAGUAAACAUGCUCGAGAAACUUGUGCUAAAACAAAACGUAAAGUUUUCUGUGAUCUAUGCAACAAAUGGCUUAACAUCACUUCGUUGAAGAGUCACAGACGAAUACAUUCUGGAGAAAAGCCUUACGUGUGUGAGAAAUGUGGAGAUAAGUUUGUUAGAAGUGAUGAGCUGAGAAAUCAUACAAAAUAUAAACAUACCUUCGAGAAAAACUAUAAAUGCACACAGUGUGAGAAGGCUUUUGUAGAACGCCGUACGCUUCAACGACACGAAAGAGUUCAUCUUAAAAUUCGCCUGUAUAGCUGUGAUUACUGUGGGAAGCCGUUUUCAACAAACUGGAAUUUAAAAGCACAUAUGAGACAGCAUACAGGGGAAGCCCCAUAUAAUUGUUCUAAAUGUGGUGCGGGUUUUGCCCAUAAUGUUGUACGGAAAACACAUGAAGCGAAGUGUGAGGUCAAAUGUGAAUAGCGCAAAGUGUGAGGGCAACUAUUGGCAAAUGUGAAUUUAUCAAAGUUAAGAGUGCAAAGGUGAUUGAAGCGAAGUGUGAGGACAAAUAUAGAGCAUCAUCAUUCUAAACAAAGUACCAUAAACAAAGUAUUUCAAGAGAAAUAAUAGUAUGUUUGUACAUAUAUAAGAAAAAUAAAGAAAACUUGAACAAAUAGAAGUAUAUGUAAUAGAAUUAUUGAUUCAAAUUGGACUAUCUUAAUUCCAAAUUAAAAGUAUUUCAGAAUCCCGUGAUAUGUUUGCUACUAAUACCAUAAAAGUAAGGACAUUAUGUAUAUAUAGAAAACUAUCUUGUUUUAAUUAC